This is a messenger RNA of Drosophila innubila, 5379 nucleotides long. RefSeq names its product homeotic protein spalt-major. Gene Ontology annotation, biological process: regulation of transcription by RNA polymerase II. Lineage: Eukaryota; Metazoa; Arthropoda; Insecta; Diptera; Drosophilidae. Gene Ontology annotation, cellular component: nucleus. Gene Ontology annotation, molecular function: DNA-binding transcription factor activity, RNA polymerase II-specific; RNA polymerase II cis-regulatory region sequence-specific DNA binding. The record is from RefSeq and is a predicted model, not a curated record.
ACAAGAACAGUGAGACAUGGAUCAAGAACUGCGCGCAUGACAAAUGUUCCAUUUUCUUUGGCCAAGUGGAGCCAAGACAACGAACACAGAUUCUUAACUUCAUUCCCCUCCCCAACACAUGCAAGCACACACACACCCAACAUACAACCAACACACACCUCGAAAAAUAAUGUUAAAAUUGUGCUAAAACAUCAAACAACAAUCGAUCAACAAUUCAACAUUCUUGAUGAAAAAUCACUUGUCAAACGUUCUGUGUGCAAUGCGUAGUGACUUCAAGGAUAAUCACCAGGAGACCAUCAAUAAAAUGAUACAAUUUGGUACCGUUAAAUAUGGCAUUGUCAAACAGCUGAAGGAUCGCGCCAGAAGCGCCGACAAAGAUAUAACAAGUGAUCAGGAGGAUAAUGGCGCCUGCUCGCCAGUGACAACCGCAACGGCGAGCGCAAGUGCCGGAAAUAGUCCCAGUCCAAGUCGGAGUCCGCAGCGACAGAGCGAGGAGGAAGGAGAGAGGGAGGUCGAGUCAGUCUUGGAAAAGGGAGUGAGUAAAGAGCAGCAAAUAGAUAAUGAUAAUGUCGAUGAGGCAAUUGAGGAUCACAAUCACAACAAUAACAACGAAGUGAUCAUGACAAAACCCCCCGUGGAAAACGAACUGGAUCACAGUGGCAACUCCAGUGCAUCCAUGCCACAUUCACCCACCGCCGCGACAUCUGUGACAGAGGAGGCGGCUGCGCAGCCAACGAACACCGAUAAAGAACUCGAUGUGGAUGUCGAGAUGCAGGAGGAGACGCCGAGACAGACAUCGGCAACGCCGCCAGCGUCACAGGCAGCGAAUGCUGGAGCAGCUCCAGUUACCCUGGAGGCGAUACAGAAUAUGCAGAUGGCCAUAGCACAGUUUGCGGCCAAGACAAUUGCAAAUGGUUCGUCGGGAGCGGACAAUGAGGCGGCUAUGAAGCAGCUGGCCUUCUUGCAACAGACGCUAUUCAAUCUGCAGCAGCAACAGCUCUUCCAGAUUCAGUUGAUCCAGCAAUUGCAAUCUCAGCUGGCCCUCAACCAGGUCAAGCCGAAUGAGGAGGAGGCUGACGAGGAGCUGGAGCCGGAGGAGCGUGAGGAUGGCGAGACAGACACCUACGAGGAGGAGGAGCGCAUUGCCGACAUGGAGUUGCGUCAGAAGGCGGAGGCACGCAUGGCCGAAGCCAAGGCACGUCAGCAUCUUAUUAAUGCCGGAGUUCCUCUUCGGGAACGCUCCCGAUCCGCCUCCCCUGCUACCGAAGCGAUCUCCGCGGAGUCCUUGAAGCGCAAGCGGGAGGAGGAUGCCUGUGUGAAACCGCCGAGUUCCAGUCUAAAGCUGAGCGGGGAGCGGGAAAGUGCACAGGAUGCGCUGUCCAAGCUCAAGGAGAUGGAGAACAUGCCGCUGCCCUUCGGCUCCGACUUGGCUUCUAGCAUUAUUACCAAUCACGAUGAUCUACCCGAGCCCAACUCCCUCGAUCUUCUACAGAAGCGCGCCCAGGAGGUGCUCGACUCCGCCUCCCAGGGAAUUCUCGCCAACAAUAUGGCGGAUGACUUUGCUUUCGGUGAUAAAUCCGGCGAGGGCAAGAACCGCAAUGAGCCCUUCUUUAAGCAUCGUUGUCGGUACUGCGGCAAGGUCUUUGGCUCCGACUCGGCGCUUCAGAUCCACAUCCGAUCCCACACGGGAGAACGUCCUUUCAAGUGCAAUGUCUGCGGCAGUCGCUUCACCACGAAGGGAAACCUCAAGGUUCACUUUCAGCGACAUGCCCAGAAGUUCCCGCAUGUGCCCAUGAAUGCCACGCCCAUACCGGAGCACAUGGACAAGUUUCAUCCGCCGCUUUUGGAUCAAAUGUCGCCGGACAGUUCGCCAACACAUUCUCCCGCUCCAGCGCCCAGUCUACCGCCGACUUCGACAUCCGCUAUGACUCAGGCUCAGGCUCAGGCUCAGGCGUCCAUGUCGAUGAGCUUCCCCUCAAGUCCCGCUUUUCCUGGAUUCCAGGGUCUCUACCGACCACCCAUGGAGCUGCUGAAGUCGUUAGGCGCUGCUGCCGGCAGCACGGCCGGUCUGCCGCAUCCUUUUUUCCCUCAGAUGCCUGGACUCGGUGCAGCCCUCAAGCACAGUCAGCAGCAGAGCCAGGACAUGCCCACGGAUCUGCGCAAGUCGUCAGGUCCCAGUUCGCCGCAUGACGAGGAAGAGGAUCGCACAACGGUUCGAUUACCCGUCAAAACGGAGUUGCUGGAGGAGGAAAAACCGGAGAAUGCGACCCGAGAAUCGACGGGAGCUGAAAGUGCUGAAAUGGAGGCGGAACCAGAGCCAGAACCUCUGCCGCUUGAGGUGCGCAUCAAGGAGGAGCGCAUCGAUGAGGAUCAGGAGCAGGAGCAUCAACAGACAUCACAAUCGGAAGCGAUCACCCGACGCAGUCCAUCGCCCCAGCUCCCAACUGUGGCGCAAUCGCCACCGCCGAACCCUCGUCAUCUCCAUGCUCACUCACACUCCAGCGCCAUGCUAGGCUACCCACCGGUGGUACAACCCAUUCAACCCCCAGCCAUCAUGCAUACCCAAUGCUCGCCCGGCUCACAGUCGCAUCUGGAUCAGCUGCCGACACCCGGACAGCUUCCGCCGACGAUGCCGCAUCGGGAUGACUUCUUCGCGGAGAGAUUCCCCCUUAAUUUCACCACAAAGACGCUAUCGCCGGAGCACCACUCGCCCAUAAGGUCGCCAGCCGGACAUGGGCAUGCCCACGCCCACAUUCCGCGAUCGCCCUUCUUCAAUCCGAUCAAGCAUGAGAUGGCCGCCCUCCUGCCACGCCCACACAGCAAUGACAACUCGUGGGAGAACUUCAUCGAGGUGUCGAACACCUCGGAGACAAUGAAGCUCAAAGAGCUCAUGAAGAACAAGAAGAUCAGCGAUCCCAAUCAAUGCGUCGUCUGCGAUCGCGUCCUCUCCUGCAAGAGUGCUCUCCAGAUGCACUACCGCACCCAUACGGGCGAGAGACCCUUCAAGUGCCGCAUCUGCGGACGCGCCUUCACCACGAAGGGCAACCUGAAGACUCACAUGGCGGUGCAUAAGAUCCGGCCGCCCAUGAGAAACUUCCAUCAGUGUCCUGUCUGCCACAAGAAGUACUCCAAUGCUCUCGUGCUGCAGCAGCACAUCCGUCUCCACGGGGAACCCACCGACCUUACGCCCGAGCAGAUUCAGGCUGCCGAGAUCCGUGAUCCGCCGCCUUCAAUGAUGCCGGGUCACUUUAUGAAUCCCUUUGCCGCAGCCGCCUUUCACUUUGGCGCCAUGCCAGGAGCAGGAGGUCCUGGUGUUCCUCCCGGAGCUGCCGGUAUGCACGGAGGUCCACACAAUGGGGCUUUGGGCUCGGAGUCAUCGCAGGGGGAUCUGGAUGAUAACAUGGAUUGUGGUGAUGGGGAUGACUUCGAUGAUGCCUCCUCGGAGCAUCUGUCCAACCACAAUGAGUCGGCUGGCGAUGAGCGUGCGCGCUCCGGGGAUGAGUUUAAGUCUCUGCUCUUCGAGCAAAAGCUGCGCAUCGAUCCCACGGGCGUGGUCAACAUCCAUAGUCAUCAGCGUCCACGUUCCACCGCCAGCAAUGCCAAUUCCAUUGGCUCCGUCUCCGCAUCUGCGUCGCCCUCCGCUCCCACCAGUCCCAGCUCGCAGCCAAAGCCCAGCUGUUCGCCCGUGCGCUCCAUCUCGGAGGCUUCCCAAGGUGCCCUCGAUCUGACGCCACGUGCCGCGCCUCCCCCGACGCUUGCCACCAGCUCCAGCUCAAGAUCUCCGCUCCCGCUGGCCGUUGAGCGCAAGGAGAAGACCAUCAGUCCGUUGAGUCAACAGCCGCCGGCAAGGAGUCCCAAUGGUCCCGCCUCGCUGCUCUCCUCCCCGCUGCCGCCUUCCGUGGGCAUUGACUGCCUGCCUCCGGGAUUGCAGCACCAUCUGCAGCAGCAACAUCAGCAUCUGAUGCAGCAACAAGCUGCAGUGGCAGCUGCCGCCGCUGCCCAGCAUCAUCAUCACCAGAUGCAGCAACAUGCGGCUGCCUUGCACCAGCAUCAGGAGCAACUGCGUCGCGAGGCACAGGAGGUGCAACAGAAAGCGGCAGCAGCUGCAGCCGCCGCAGUCGCUGCCCAGCGUCAGACGUCGCCACAGCCCUCGGCAAGGUCAAGUGAACCUGCUGGAGGUCCUCCCGCUCAGCCCAAUCCGUUGAUUGCGGCACGUCCGCCCUUUGGGAUGUUCCCCAAUCUGCCGAUCUUCCCGCCGGCAACGACACAGAAUAUGUGCAAUGCCAUGAAUCAGAUUGCGCAAUCCGUGAUGCCAGCGGCGCCCUUCAAUCCACUUGCGUUGAGUGGUGUCAGGGGCAGCACCACAUGCGGCAUCUGCUACAAGACAUUCCCCUGCCAUUCGGCGCUCGAGAUUCACUACAGAAGCCACACGAAGGAGCGACCAUUCAAGUGCAACAUCUGUGAUCGCGGUUUCACAACUAAGGGUAACCUCAAGCAGCACAUGCUGACACACAAGAUACGUGACAUGGAGCAGGAGACCUUCAGAAAUCGUGCAGUAAAGUAUAUGAAUGAGUGGAGCGACGAUCGCGAAUAAUUUAAUUAGUUAUCGAUAACACGAUCAACAUGAACAAUCCAAAUAUCGGCCAACGGCCGUGCAAAUAGACUCUCGCAACAAUAUGAUCUCAAGCAGUGUUGUAAAAGCCCGAGUUGAAGCGCAAGAGCAAAGAGAGGCGAUUGAGUAUGAAAGAGACAGAAGCGAAGAGAAGAGAGAUAAAAGAGAGAGCCAAGCUGCUGCAGGCGAAACAGAGCAAAGAGAGGCGACAACUGCGUUGGCCUUCAACCUCCCUUCACCUCCCCCCGCCACACACAAAAGGUAGUUCAUCAGCAAAAUCAAUGAAAAUGAACUAUACAAAAAAAAACCGCGAUACAUAUACAAAACUUUUAUAUUUAUAAAUUGUUGCCCACAAAAAUAUUAUUUGAUUGUUGUUCCAAAAGUUUGUUAACAACAACAACAACAGCCAGGGGAAAAAGUCAGAUUUCUUUUCAUGAUUUCUUUCAUAAACAUUUUUUUAUGAGCCCUGAAAAGCUAAAGAAAUUAUUCAAAACAGCAACACACACACACACACACAAACAAACACAGAUAUAGAAAUGAAAUUGGCAUGAAAUGUAUCCAAAGAUGCAUCAAAAGCAAUUUUCAAGCUAGAAAAUGCUAUGGAUUGCUUUGAAAUGAGACUGAUAGCGUUUCAGGCCAACUACUAAUAUAUGAAUAUAUACCUUUGAUAUAUCUGCAAUAGAAUCCGAUAAAGUAAUACAACACAGAUCGAUAACAAAAUCAGCUGAAAUUGAAGGCGUAGUAAAAUCAAAAUUCGAAUUUAAAAA